CCGGAAGCCCGCCAUAGAGUUUAGUGGCCAGAGCGACUCUUCGGGGAGGUGGCAGGAAAGGCUUGGAACAGCUGCCGGAGGUGACGGAGCGGCGGCCCCGCCCGGUGCUCUGGAGGUCGAAGCUUCCAGGUAGCGGCCCGCAGAGCCUGACCCAGGGUACGACGAAGCAGUCGGCGGGAGCCCACGGUCUCUGGGCGGUGUCUUUAAGGGAGGGGGCGGAGCCACGUCUCUGGACAUCCUGAGCCCAAGUCCCCCAGCUCAGUGCAGUCAUGAGUGCGGAAGUGAAGGUGACAGGGCAGAACCAGGAGCAAUUUCUGCUCCUGGCCAAGUCGGCCAAGGGGGCAGCGCUGGCCACACUCAUCCAUCAGGUGCUGGAGGCCCCUGGCGUCUACGUGUUUGGAGAACUGCUGGACAUGCCCAAUGUUAGAGAGCUGGCUGAGAGUGACUUUGCCUCCACCUUCCGGCUGCUCACAGUGUUUGCUUAUGGGACAUACGCUGACUACUUAGCUGAAGCCCGGAAUCUUCCUCCGCUAACAGAGGCUCAGAAGAAUAAGCUUCGACACCUCUCAGUUGUCACCCUGGCUGCUAAAGUAAAGUGUAUCCCAUAUGCAGUGCUGCUGGAGGCUCUUGCCCUGCGUAAUGUGCGGCAGCUGGAAGACCUUGUGAUUGAGGCUGUGUAUGCUGACGUGCUUCGUGGCUCCCUGGACCAGCGCAACCAGCGGCUCGAGGUUGACUACAGCAUCGGGCGGGACAUCCAGCGCCAGGACCUCAGUGCCAUCGCCCGAACCCUGCAGGAAUGGUGCGUGGGCUGUGAGGUUGUGCUGUCGGGCAUUGAGGAGCAGGUGAGCCGUGCCAACCAACACAAGGAGCAGCAGCUGGGCCUGAAGCAGCAGAUUGAGAGUGAGGUUGCCAACCUUAAAAAAACCAUUAAAGUUACGACGGCGGCAGCAGCCGCAGCCACAUCUCAGGACCCUGAGCAACACCUGACUGAGCUGAGGGAACCAGCUCCUGGCACCAACCAGCGCCAGCCCAGCAAGAAAGCCUCAAAGGGCAAGGGGCUCCGAGGGAGCGCCAAGAUUUGGUCCAAGUCGAAUUGAAAGGACUGUCGUUUCCUCCCUGGGGAUGUGGGGUCCCAGCUGCCUGCCUGCCUCUUAGGAGUCCUCAGAGAGCCUUCCUGUGCCCCUGGCCAGCUGAUAAUCCUAGGUUCAUAACCCUUCACCUCCCCUAACCCCAAACAUAGAUCACACCUUCUCUAGGGAGAAGGCAAAUGUAGGUCAUGUUUUUGUUGGUACUUUUUGUUUUUUGUGACUUCAUGUGUUCCAUUGCUCCCCAUUGCCAUGCUCUCUCCCUCGCUUCCUUAAGAGCUCAGCAUCUGUCCCUGUUCAUUACAUGUCAUUGAGUAGGUGGGUAGCCCUGAUGGGGGUUGCUCUGUCUCGAGCAUAACCCACAGGCGUUUUUUCUACCACCCCAUCCCUGCAUGCCUGAUCCCCAAUUCCUAUACCCUACCCCUGACCUAUUGAGCAGCCUCCGAAGAGCCAUAGGGCCCCCACCUUUACUCAUACCCUGAGAAUUCUGGGAGCCAGUUUGCCAUGCCAGGAGUCACUGGACAUGUUCAUCCUAGAAUCCUGUCACACUACAGUCAUUUCUUUUCCUCUCUCUGGCCCUUGGGUCCUGGGAAUGCUGCUGCUUCAACCCCAGAGCCUAAGAAUGGCAGCCAUUUCUUAACAUGUGGAGACAUGGCUCUUUCUUGGCCCUGGCCAUCUCGGGAAGCUUGAUGGCAAUCCUGGAAGGGUUUAAUCUCCUUUUGUGAGUUUGGUGGGAAAGGGAAGGGUAUAUAGAUUGUAUUAAAAAAAAAAAAGGUAUAUAUGCAUAUAUAUAUAACAUGACACAGAAAUAAAUCUAUGAGAAGUCUAUCUACAAACUACCCUG
Molecule: messenger RNA, 1929 nt
Organism: Nomascus leucogenys (northern white-cheeked gibbon)
Lineage: Eukaryota; Metazoa; Chordata; Mammalia; Primates; Hylobatidae
Gene: COPS7A
Product: COP9 signalosome subunit 7A
Biological process (GO): COP9 signalosome assembly
Cellular component (GO): COP9 signalosome
Source: RefSeq, a predicted model, not a curated record